Epinephelus moara (kelp grouper) is the source of this 7213-nucleotide messenger RNA. It is a transcript of the gene kirrel3b, whose product is annotated as kirre like nephrin family adhesion molecule 3b. Gene Ontology annotation, cellular component: cell-cell junction. The record is from RefSeq and is a predicted model, not a curated record. Gene Ontology annotation, biological process: cell-cell adhesion; synapse assembly. The coding region runs from base 391 to 2808 and encodes 805 amino acids. The transcript has 16 exons. Gene Ontology annotation, molecular function: cell adhesion molecule binding. NCBI's taxonomy places the organism in Eukaryota, Metazoa, Chordata, Actinopteri, Perciformes, Serranidae.
GAGAGAAAGAGAAGGAGGAGGAGGGGGGGGCAAGUGAGGGCUGAAGAGACUGAGAAUGGAUGGGCAACGGGAAACCGUGCGAGCGAGAGAGAAAGAGUGAGCGUGUCUGUGUGUGCGCUCAGAGUCAGCAGCGAAGACACAGAAAGUCUACAAGCUCACAUCAACAAGAGAGCGUGCGAGGCAGAGCUGACCACGGCAACUCUGAAGAGUGACACAGACGGGGGGAAAAGAGACGCGCAGAGAGACAGAGAAGAGGAAGAAUCAGCAGAAGAGGAGAGGUACUGAAGACAGACUACCAGCCUUCCACUGGUAAAAGGAGACACCACUGAGGGACUGUAGCAUCCGUCCCCCCCCUCCAGCAGCACAGAGGAGCACUGUCUCAUCUCGUGCAUGUGUUUGUGCCUGCCAACUUCAAUUUCACACUCGCCCACUGUUUUCCGUAGGUUUUGCCCUCUCCACUCCACAGCCAUGAUCCCUUGGGUCCUCCUGCUCCUGUGGAUCUCCGGACAUGGGGCUGCCAUGUUUUCCCAGCAGCCACAAGACCUGGUGGUGGUGGCAGGCCAGCCUGUGACGUUACCAUGCACUAUCCCCGGUUACCAUGGCGUUGUCCUGUGGAUCAAAGAUGGCCUGGCGCUGGGAGUUGGCAGGGACCUCUCUGGCUAUCCUCGCUACACAGUGAUUGGAGACCACGGAUCGGGAGAGCAUCAUUUGCGAAUCCAGCGUGUCGAGCUGAUGGAUGACGCCGUGUUUGAGUGCCAGGCUGUCCAGGCUGCCAUGAGGUCCCGUCCUGCCCGUCUCACUGUGCUGGUUCCCCCAGAGGACCCAGUCAUCAGUGGAGGGCCGGUGGUGAGCCUAAGGGCAGGUGACCCACUCAAUCUGACCUGCCAUGCUGACAAUGCCAAGCCGGCAGCCUCAAUCAUCUGGAUCCGCAAUGGAGAGGUCCUUAAUGGGGCCAUGUACUCCAAGGUAAGCAUGGAGACCUUGCUCCGGGAUGGCAGGAGAGAGAGCACCGUGAGCACGCUCUACCUAUCGCCUUCCAACAUCGAGACGGGUCAGCAGAUCAUCUGCAAGGCCUCCAACAAGGCCAUCCCCAAUGGCAAGGAGACCAGUGUCACAAUCGACAUCCAACAUCUCCCACUUGUCAAUCUCUCAGUGGAGCCUCAGCCCGUUCUGGAAGGAAACCUUGUGAAGUUCCACUGCUCUGCAAAGGCCAACCCGCCUGUCACACUCUACAGGUGGGCCAAAGGAGGGAGCAUAAUCAAGGAGGUCUCUGGAGACACGUAUGAGGUUAUCGUGGACCACUCCUUCUUUACCGAACCCGUUUCCUGCGAGGUUACCAACCCUCUUGGCAGCACCAACAUCAGCCGCAACGUUGACGUCUAUUUUGGGCCUCGCAUGGCUGCGGAGCCUCAGUCCUUGCAGGUGGACCUUGGAUCUGACGCCGUGUUCAACUGUGCCUGGACAGGAAAUCCCUCUCUUACCAUAGUGUGGAUGAAGAGGGGAUCUGGAGUGGUUCUUAGCAAUGAGAACCUCCUGACACUGAAAUCCGUGAGACAAGAAGAUGCUGGGAAAUAUGUUUGCCGCGCAGUGGUCCCGCGUGUAGGAGCGGGGGAGAAGGAGGUUUCUCUCACUGUCAAUGGGCCGCCGACCAUCUCCAGUACACAGACUCAACAAGCUUUACACGGAGAAAAAGGACAAAUCAAAUGUUUCAUUCGGAGUACACCUCCUCCAGACCGCAUUGCUUGGUCAUGGAAGGAAACCGUGUUGGAGUCUGGGACAUCUGGCCGCUACACCGUGGAGACCGUCACCACAGAGGAGGGAGUAAUCUCCACACUGACGAUGAGUAAUAUCGUCCCGGCUGACUUCCAGACCAUCUACAACUGCACCGCAUGGAACAGCUUUGGCUCGGACACCGAGAUCAUACGCCUUAAGGAACAAGGUGGGAGCCAAGAAUCUCUCCCAGUGGCGGUGAUCAUCGGCAUUGCUGUGGGAGCUUUUGUGGCCCUCAUUGUCCUCAUGGGCACCAUCGGAGCAUUCUGUUGCACCCGCUCCCAGAGAAAGGAAGCGCACCUGGUUAUGCCCUCACUGCCCGUCUCCAUCUGUGCUCACCAGAGAGAACUUGCAAGCAAAAUUAAGACAGAAAAUCUGAAAGGAGUGGUGUCGGCGAAAAAUGACAUCCGGGUGGAGAUUGUGCACAAAGACCACAAUGCGGCGCGAGAAAACGAAGAACACACCUCCAUGAAACAACUGAUGGUGAGUGUUGAACGAGGAGAGUUCCAGCAGGAGUCUGUUCUGAAGCAGCUGGAGGUAUUACAAGAGGAAGAGAAGGAGUAUCAGCACAUUAAGGAUCCUACAAAUGGCUACUACAGUGUCAAUACCUUUAAGGAGCAUCACACGCCCACCAUGGCUGGGAAUCAGUCCACCGAGGUGAGGAACCCCACCAACACAGGUACCCUGGGCAAACAGCGGGUACCAACGGGCAUGUCCUUCACCAACAUCUACUCCACUCUGGGAGCAGGUCCCAACCGUCUCUAUGACUACAGCCAACGCUUCGUGCUGGGCAUGGGCAGCAGCUCUAUUGAGCUGUGUGAGCGGGAGUUCCAGCGCGGCUCGCUCAGCGACUCCAGCUCUUUUAUUGACACGCAGUGUGACAGCAGCGUCAGCAGCUACAGUAAGCCGGACGGCUACGUGCAGUUCGAUAAAGACAGCAAGGCGUCAGCCUCCUCCUCCUCCCACUAUUCCCAGUCCUCCUCGCAGAACUCAGACCUCACCCGGCCGCUCCAGAAGCGCAUGCAGACCCACGUCUGACCACCAGGGGAGGGAGAGCGUUUGAACGGGGUGUAACAAGCAGCCAGGAUUGUAAAACUGUGACAGAAUCAGCUCCCAGGAGCCCCUUAAGUAACGUUGUUACUGUUUCCUCUGGACACCGGGAGAUGCAGGGGCUGGUUGGCUUUAAUACACCAUGUGACUUGUUCAGACUUCUCAGUGUCCCAAAAAGUGGAUCAAGAAGCCUUAUAUUUCCCUCAUGCUUAACUCAUCAACCACCUCCUUUUUUAGCCCAUUAUCAGAACUGUGCCACAGAGAGGUUAUUUGCCAACACAGAGACAACACAACUUUGGAAUAUGAAUAUUCAACACUUAGUUUCGGCAGUGGAAUUGGGCAGGAAUACUACAAAGGCUUUGUGUGACAAUCAGAAACCCCGGCAAAGACCAUUUUUUGCCUUUUGAAGAUUGUCAUUCAGAAAAACUGAGACUGUUGUUACAAGUGUUGAAACACUCAGCACGAACGUCACAGUAAUGAGUGCGAGCCCAUGUCCUGCUGCUCCCUUGUAGUUUGAAGCACAAAAAUGAAUGUGCAUGUGGUUUUUAGUUGUUAAAGCAAUAACUCUUUCCUCUCCCCACCUUCCGUUUCAAACACUGUAUGUUAAGCUCGGCUUGUUGAAACUUGUCCCCUGUGUGGGUGGAAGAAAACUUUCUCCAUGUGCCCACAGACGUCUCGAACGUUUAAAAGAGCGACUGUUUUUCUCUCCGCAGCAGUAUCUGGGCCACAGAGCUGGGCAGAUAAAGAGGGGCUGAGAUCUCAUUUUAAAUCCCUGAGUCAUUAUUUUACUGUGACACAAAAAGAAUAUCAGUGUACAUACGUGACUGUAAUUUCUUUUUCUAGCAUCUAAUUUCCCUCACGGAGGACUCUAAAUGAGACAUGAGCGCCUCUUCUUGUCCAUAUCUACUUUGCCUUGAGGGUCUGUUUGAUCUGUGUCAAUACAAACUUUGACUAAGCGAGAUAGACAUACACUAUCAGCUCUUCUGUUGAUGGGGAGCUGCAUCCUCCACGGUGUUACCACACCAAAUCCAGCUCCGAGGCAUGUGGCAGGAAAGCCCACAAACUGCAACAUGUGUUGUACUUGUGAGUUUCUCCUGCGAACGCCGCAGAUCAUCAGCCAUAUACUUGAGGGUACCUGUUGAAUGAAAUGUAAACAUUAUAUUUUAGCUGAGCUUCUUAUUGUGUGGUUAUCCCAUUGCUAUUGUCAAUAUCAUUGUUGACACUGGAGCUUAGUGCACCCUGACUGUAUACCUACCUGUGAUCGUGCCGGUCAUCAAGGGACAUGAAGAGCAAAUUUUGAAAAUGUGUUUUAUUUUGCUCUUUGCUGUUCAUGUGUUUGGCUACUGUGGAGCUGAUGGUGUCACACUGACUCUUUUCAAGUGCAUCCUUUUUUUUAUUUUGUUCUGUUCUGCACUGUAUGUGACAUAUAUGAAAUUGGAUUUAUUGUUUAAUCACUGACACUGUAUUUGUUUUAGUUGAGAGUAGAGACAGUAGUGAUUUAACUCGCAGCUACACAAUUGCUCAUACUUUACUGAAGAUUUCAGAGUGAGCCUGUCGUCAAGAGUGUUGUAGUCAUUCAUUGUGCAAAGUGAUGACUGGAGAGUGUUGCUUUUUUUGCAGUACUAAACACUGGGAAUCUUAAUGCAGAUUUGUGCGUGGUGCAGAUACUGUAAAGCAAAUGAGCAAAAAUCUUUUAUCUUAAUUCUAUCCUGGAUCCGACCACACACCUCACUGUGUCAAGUAAGAUUUGGACCUCUAAAUAAGAUGUUAAGGUUGUGAACAAAACCCAUUGUUGUCUACUUAAGUUGUAUUAAAGCAGGCCCUUUGAUAAGGACAACCAUUGGCAGUAAACACAGAUCAUUUCUGUAACAGCCACAGUUACAUCAUACAUUACAUCACAUUUGAUUUCAGCCAUCAAAAGCCUCAUAUGUCUUUUAAGGUUCUGUCGCAGACAUACCUUUAUAGAAUCAGCUUGUUUGUUAUUUGAUCAGUUCUUUGAAGGGUAAAGAGGAGUUUCUGGGAAAUAACAGCAGAUUGCUGUAAAACAAGUCUGAAAACAGUGUCUCUCAAUGUCAAUGUCACUUCUGUUUUGUCAAAUCAAACUAAAACGUAACAGAAAGUCUACUAGGUUACAAUGUAUCUUAUCUAAUUAGGUAGGGUUUUUUUAGUAUCUUCCGCAGCGGAGCAGUCAAUCGGGAUGAAGUGAGGCUGAAGCAACCUAUGAAAAAAACCAAGCACGGCGUUUCAAACAAAAGCAAGUUGUUGUUGUAAGCACUUUACAUUUGAUUAUAUUCAGGGCAUUUGAAUGGGGUUUUCCACUUGAGUGGCAGCAGUUUGGACUCUAAUUUUACAAAUGGAUUGGCGCCCAUUGUACAGCUUAAGACAAAAAGCUCUGUUUCAACGCUGAUAAUCCAGCUUGGCACUUAGCAGACUGUAUAUAAAUCUCUAAUGCUGUCUUUCUCUGUAUAUAAUUUUUUUUUUCCCUGGCUUUUCUUUCUUUUUCUCAGUCAGAUUUCACCAUAUUAGAGCUCCGCAAAUCUACGUGGCAUCAAAACUGUACGACAGACAAUCAUUUUCUCUUUGUUUCUCAUCCAAAAAUUUCAUCAACCUUACUUGUUUCUCACAAAUUACAUGAAAGGCUUGUGCGAGCGGUUUCUCUUCCCCGCGGAUCUCACAGGGGGGAAACUCACACUCUGUGCACGGAGCACACGGGAGGCUAUAGGAUGAGAAGCUGAGCUUAGCUGGGACAGCUUUGAAGUGAGAUGCAGUAAGAGGUUAUUAUACCUUCAGCCCUUCUGAGAGAUGCCCAGAUGCCCAGCAAUAUAUUGCAUUUGGCACCAUGAUGACUGUCAAGUAUGCCUGUGCCGUUUUUUCUGUAUUUCUCUCAGCAUUUGAGUGGAGGAUCAAAUUCUUACCUCGAUAUCAGCAAGAGUCAAUUACAGCGUGAUCUAGUUUGCAUGGGACAGGAUACAGUUUCCAUUUAUAUCAUUUGCAUAUGUUAUGUGUCAUUUUACAUCCACAGCUUUCGAAUUCAAACAUGGUCACCAAUCAAAACUUAGCAGAACGCAGAUAUUCAUCAUGUCUCUCCCUAAAAAACAAAACAAAUAUGCACUCCUCUCCAAAGGGUCCAGUUUUACGUAUCUGAUGCAGCUCUCGCACUGAUCCAAACAUAAUGCAUUUUCCCAGUCCAGAGAAUCUGCACACUGCACAGCAAACAGAUAAAUAUUUGAUAGGCCAGCCUUCUGUCCCAUCCCCCCAUGGCAGCAGCUACAGUGGGCAUGAGAGUACCACAGGAUGUGAGUGCCAUGUCAGUCUUUGGGAAUCAAAGCCCAUGUGGGGAGAAAGUCUGCCCUCCUCACCUGUGGACGCCUCUCCGGCUGGUGCUGGCGGCGCCUGUUUGCCUGGCUACAAGCACCGCACAGAUGCCAGGGCAUAACAGAUGAAUAAACACAAAGACCCGGAACAAUUACAAGGGGUUGCUGCCCUUUCCUGAUAAAACAAAGCAACCCUUUUCAGAGAGGAGAGGAUGCGGGGUAGUCUAUUAUUCAGAGAUGCAUAAGACUAGCCUGUAGUACACUGGAUACACACAUUUCAAAAGGUGAGAGACAGAAGUUAUGAGCAGUGUGGAGUGAGUUCUUGUUGGUCAGUGUUUGUAAUGGCUUCUCUGCCCACUGGCUAUAUUAUAUUUGUUUACUGCACAAAACUUUUGGCUGGGUCUAAACAAACUGGGGAAAAACCUGGACAAAGAAAUGCUGAACGUCAGUACUGCCAAUAUCUCGCCUAUGCCUGCAAAGGGUGGUUUACAUGAGGCUAUUUGAAGUCUCGCUCAUUGUAUGAUAAGUGUUACUGUUCCUGAUAGAACUCAUUAGGGAGGAUGCCAUUUGACACAUUGAACUGAUCAUCAUUCUUUACUGUGUAAAUGCUCUCUAUCACUCUGUUUCUCUCGUUCUCUCUCACUUCUUUUCUUUUCUUCCAAUCAAUACCUUGUUAGUACUUUUAUAACAUGUGACUGUAAGGAAAAGGGCCUGGACUAAAUAGCAUUUGCAAAUAAUCCUCAGAGUUUGCAUUAGCCUGCAGGGCACGCCAGGAAUCAGUGUGGUUUGGUUUGCAGCACACAGUGUACGAUUAGUCACAGAAAAUUGAAAGAAUCACAGAAGAGCAUUUGAAAGUCAAAUGAGUACGCUUCUCUGUGAUUGGUUGAAUUGUUCUGUACUCCAAAUAACGCAAACUAGUUUGCAAAUACUACAUGACCCAGGUCUGGAAAAAAGUACUUAACUUUGAUGGUCAUUUGGAGAGUUUGUAUAAAUAGUGAACCAUAAGCAUAAUUGUAAUGAAAAGACAACAUGUAAAUUCUACUGGGUAAACCACUAUUUUCAGGCAGUGGCCCUCUGUA